Molecule: messenger RNA, 501 nt
Organism: Candidula unifasciata
Lineage: Eukaryota; Metazoa; Mollusca; Gastropoda; Stylommatophora; Geomitridae
Source: the annotation of a GenBank genome assembly
AUGAAGUACCCUCAGAUAGUUGCAUGCCUUGUCACUGGAACCAUCGGCUGUAUAUUUAUCCUAAUCGGAGAAUCAACGCCUCAGUGGAUCACAUAUGGCUCCACUCUUACCGCUGGCUUGUUUACCGCUUGUGGAGUGAAUGGAUGUGUGUCAUACAUAGCUGAAGGUGGCAUCAUUCCAGCAAAGGCGUUUGUGGUGAUAGGGUUCCUGACCUCAGCUGCAGGACUCAUUGUUCUCAUCGUCUACUACUGCAAGCAUCUUCGCAACGACACCACUCACAAAAUCUUAUCUAUGGUCACUGCCGUACUCUUUAUCAUUGCAGCUGUUGCAUCUCUCAUCGGCCCCAUUAUCUUUGCUACCAGCGGAAAGAGUUUGUUCGAAACGGCAUUUGAACGUAAAAUGGACUUGGGCUAUUCUUUCGCCUUGACCAUUGUUGGCGCUAUCAUCACGGCUAUAGCUGGUGCUCUGGCACUUAUCCAUCGGCUGGGAUUACAGAAUUAA